Molecule: messenger RNA, 1395 nt
Organism: Sodiomyces alkalinus F11
Lineage: Eukaryota; Fungi; Ascomycota; Sordariomycetes; Glomerellales; Plectosphaerellaceae
Exons: 3
Coding region: 109-1173 (354 amino acids)
Biological process (GO): snoRNA splicing
Cellular component (GO): U2-type spliceosomal complex
Molecular function (GO): metal ion binding
Source: RefSeq, a predicted model, not a curated record
UUCUAGAAACCUCAACGGAGCCCGCGUCUUUUGUGAUUGCCUAUUAAAUGCCAACCGACCCUCAUUACUUUGUCCUAGUUUGAAAUCUCUCUUCAUAUCCAUCCCACCAUGGCAGAUGUAGAACCGAACGUCGCACAAGAACCUUCGGCAGGCAGCGAAGCCGCCCCUGCGCCGGUCGCAGUGUUCAAGCGUCGCGGUGCAAAAGGCAAGGCUAACAUCCGGAAGAGGCCAGCGACACCACCACCUGCAAACAGCGACUCCGAUUUAGACUACUCCUCCUCAGAAGACGAAGCAGGGCAGCGCAUCAAACGGCGCAAGAAGAACACGGGCACCGUGACAGCGUCGUCCAGGAACAACGCCGCCAAACCCCAAGACCUUUCCGCCACCACGUUUUCCGCAGACCGCAGCGUUCCCAUCUCCAGCGCAAAUGAUGCCACCAAGGCGAGCAACUGGUACGACGAGGACGCCAACGGCGCCUUGUCGGCGAAGAACCUGUUGGGUAGCACGCGGUCCAGCGCGAACCAGUCCGACGCGCCGGAUGGAACAUACAGGGGACUCGCAAUCCAGACGUCCUUUGUCAAGAAGAACCCGGAUGCUCCGAAUCGCUCCUUCGGGCCCAUCAAGGCGCCUACAAAUAUUCGAACCAUUACUGUUACAGAUUAUGCUGCAGAUACCUGCAAGGAUUACAAACUAACAGGGUUUUGCGGAUUUGGAGACUCAUGCAAGUUUGCACAUUCCCGCGAAGAUUUCAAGCAAGGAUGGCAGCUCGACAAAGAAUGGGAGAAUGUCACCAAGGGAAAGAAAAACUUGGGCGGAACCGUGGUGGCGAGCGCGAACAAGAGCAAGGUGGCCAAUGCCGUCGACGACGAAGACGACGACGAGGCUAUGCUUGAAAACAUCCCCUUCGCAUGCAUCAUAUGUCAGGAACCAUACAAGUCGCCCGUUGUCACGAGAUGUGGGCACUACUUCUGCGAGCCUUGCGCUCUCAAGAGAUUUAGGAGGGAUCCGAAGUGUGCUGCCUGCGGGAGCGGUACGAACGGUGUGUUCAAUUCUGCGUCCAGGCUGAAGAAGCUUCUAGAGAGGAAGAGGGAAAGAGAAGCGAGGAAACGUAGAGAAGCUAUCGAGGCGGGAGAGGAGGUCAGUGACGAGGACGAGGGGCAGAAUUCCGAAUAAUAUGAAUGGCAAGCUGGCAAGCUAGCUGGCUAGCUGUGUAUGAAUGACUAUUCAGCGCAGUCUUUGAUGAAUAUUGAAUAUUAUCUUAAUGAGCUAGCUGUUUUGGUUGAAUUGACGGGAGCGUGCUUAUAGGGAGCGUUGAUUCAGGAAAUAUAUAAUCGUAUUAUGUAUAAAAGAGAAAGAAAAAGGGGGCGGGUAUACGUGUCCAAAAUAUAUCUACCA